This is a messenger RNA of Thermothelomyces thermophilus ATCC 42464, 1152 nucleotides long. RefSeq lists its product as uncharacterized. Lineage: Eukaryota; Fungi; Ascomycota; Sordariomycetes; Sordariales; Chaetomiaceae. The coding region runs from base 83 to 1093 and encodes 336 amino acids. The record is from RefSeq and is a predicted model, not a curated record. The transcript has a single exon. Gene Ontology annotation, biological process: transcription initiation at RNA polymerase II promoter; transcription open complex formation at RNA polymerase II promoter. Gene Ontology annotation, cellular component: transcription factor TFIIE complex.
AGAGAGCGAGAGAGAGAGAGAUAGAGAGAGGACCUAUCUCAUUCACGCGCACACAUCGACGCGCCAUUAAACAGACGCGGCAAUGGAGAUCGCCCAGACGUUGGUGCGUGCCGUCAUGCGCGCCUUCUACUCGACCCAGGAGAUCCUGGUCAUCGAGGCGCUCGUGACGCACUCGGUGCUGCGCGACGACGAACUGGCCUACCUGAUGAAGAUGAACCUCAAGGACAUGCACCGGCUGUGCGCGACCCUCCGCGACGCCCGCUUCCUGGUGGUGCACACGCGGCCCGAGAUGCAGGAGGGCAAGACGCGGCCCAUCAACCGCACCUACUACUACAUCGACUACCGCCAGACCAUCGACGCCAUCAAGUGGCGCGUCUACAAGUCCGACAAGGACAUGCAGGGCAGCGUGCAGCCCGCCGACGAGUCCAAGGAGUACUCGUGCCCGCGCUGCCGCGCCCAGUGGACCCAGCUCGAGGUGCUCGACUCGGUCUCGCCCGCCGGCUUCACCUGCCAGCGCUGCGGGACCGUGCUGGAGCUGUCCAAGGAGAAGGAGACCCCCGGCCACCAGCAGCUCUCCCGCAUGAACAACCAGUUCAAGUUCAUGACCGACAUGCUGCAGGAGAUCGACCGCGUCGUCGUCCCCGAGUGCAGCUUCGACAAGGCCAUGAUGGCCCACCGCCCCAUCGUGCGCGCCUCCACCCACGAGGUCCUCCCCAGCGUCCCCGUCGAGCCCGGCAUGAACAAGCCGUCGGCCGUCAAGGGCCUGGCCAACGUCGGGCCCAAGACCAUGCAGGUCACCAUCUCGGACGACAACGAGCAGGAGCGCCUCGAGGAGCGCAAGCGCAAGGAGCGCCUGCUCAAGGAGAACGCCCUGCCCAGCUGGAUCACCGAGAGCUCCGUCCCGGCCAUCUCCCAGACUACUCAGUCCUUCGAGAUGCGCGACGCCCCCGACGAGGACAUGCUCCCCUCCAAGAGGGUCAAGCUGGAAACCGGCAGCCCCACCUCGGCCCCGGCCGACGACAAGGGCAACGCCAUGAGCUUCAAGAUGGAAGACGAAGACGAGGAUGACCUCGAGUUCGAGGAUGUUGUAUGAGCCAAAGCGCCCAGCACACCAAGUCGAGUCUUGGAGGACAGAAGAGAAGGGGGGGAUGG